Messenger RNA from Apis laboriosa (Himalayan honeybee), 2856 nucleotides. RefSeq lists its product as uncharacterized. The transcript is spliced from 13 exons. The record is from RefSeq and is a predicted model, not a curated record. Bases 139 to 2772 code for a protein of 877 amino acids. Lineage: Eukaryota; Metazoa; Arthropoda; Insecta; Hymenoptera; Apidae.
GAAAUUAUUUAAAAAUUUAUGUGUGUGUAAAAAAAAAAUAUUGUGUUGAUACUUCUUAGUAUUUGAGAACAUAUCAUAGAGGAAAACAGUGGCUGGCUUUAGAAGAUAAAAUUCAUCUUUAAAAUUAAUUUGGAAGAAAUGGCAAACGACAGUUCUUUCACUUUUUUGUUAGAAGAUUCGUUCAGCGACAAUGAUAAAAGUAUCGAAGAUUAUUCGUCGAAAUUAAAAGAUGCUUUGGAGAAUCUUGUUCAGAAAUACGAUGGGGAAUUAUUGCAACGAACAUUGGAACAAUCUUUAUCCUCCUGCUCGGAUAAUUUAUUAGAUGAGAAAAUUUUCAACGAAAUUUUUCCUCUCGCCCAUGAUCUUUUAUUCGAGACUUUAAAGCAGAUCGGUGAAAUUAUAAAUACAAACGAAGUGAACGAAGACACGGUGCAAGACACGAAACGAAAACUGUUCGUUUGCCACGAAUUGUUAAAAAUAUGGGAAAAAUCUAUGGAACGUGUCUCGAAACUUCAGAAAACAUCUGCCAUCGAUCUUAAAUCCAUACUGGAGAACGUACUUGUUACGAUUGAAUUAAUAUUCAAACACUGUAGAGGAAGUAAAAAAUUAUACGGUGUUUUAUUCGAUCACAUAUCGGAGGAAUUAACGAAUCUCUUUCGUAAAGCAAAAACGAUCUUGAAUCUAUUCUUGGCCACUUUAGACGGUGUAAUAGUCUUCGACACGGAUACGGAAUCGGAAACGGAACUGUUGGUAAAAGUGAUUGAUUCUAUCGGAUUGUUCGUCACUAUUGCUCACGAUUUAGACUUGAAAACGUUCGUAGAAACGUCAAAAGUAUUCGGAAAAUUGGCAAUUACGAAACAAGAUCUUGUCAAAAGAACGAAUGCUACGAGCGUCACUUCGCAUCUUGCGCAAUUGGCAAAAAAUAUAUCCUCGAUGUUUUUGUUCUGUCAGGAUUCAACUGAGCGGAUCGAUGAAAGAAAAAUAAAAGUUAUUGGUCAUUCGUUAAAAAUUUUGGACAAAUUAUUCGCAACUUAUUGUUCAUACAUAAAUAAUGAGAUUCUUUCGUUUGUAAUCGAACUUUUAUUAAAAAUGCACAGGUGUUCUCCGUUAUGUUUGCAAAAAUCAAAGAUCGACGAUAAAUUAAUCGAAUUAAUAAAUGUACAUAUCUCUCGAGGAUCGGAACCAUUUUUAAAUACAGUUUUCAAAUCUUCCGAUUUCAAGCAGGCAUUUUUCGAAUAUGGAAAUCAAGCAAACAUCGAUAAAUUAGGUUAUCACUUAUUAAUAGUUAGCAUUAUGAAAAAAUUAAUCAACAUGCCGUACGAGCAACAUUGUAAAUGGACAUUAGGCGCUGAAUCGAUCAUUGAUGUUGCAUUAACUAACAUUAAUCACAUACAGGAAGAAAUAUUGGUGGGUCAAGUGAGAUUACCAGGUGUACACGAUAUCGGAGAAAGACCAAGAUCAGCUUCGAUAUACGAAGCCACAAUAGUGCCAAUUUGUAGUCUGAUUAGUCAAAUACCUGCGGAUGGAUUUCAAGCUAUCGAAUUGAUUUUGUUGAAGCAUUUGCUGAGCAAUCAAUUUUGGAGUUCCUUGCUCAGUUCGGAUAUUUGGUGUUUCGUUGAUCGCAUUGGCUCGUCGGAACUUUGCAUUAGUCACGUGAAAUAUCUGCUAAAAGUUUAUGCUGUUUUAAUGACACGUAGCAAUAGUCUCGAAGUCGUUAUAUUGGAGAAUUUAAUUGGAAGAUUGUACAAUUUACUGUCAGAGGAAACGAAACAUACUCUUAUAACGGAAUUUGAUGAUCUCGAAAAUCCAUCCUGGUUACCCGUCGCUCGAUUUUUGCCAUCCAAAACGAAAUCAUUCUUGCAAAGUCGAUUAGCAUGUAUAUUAAAUGAAAUCCCGACUGCCUUUGCAGAAUUACAGCGGCAACCCACCGUACAAAACUGGAAUCAUAUUACAAAGCUGAUGCCAUUGAUCGGGAAAUUGAAUUACACGGAAGAAAAAAAUAUCAUUGAUAUUCUCUCUCAGAUAUGGAACUCUAUAGCAAGCACAAUCGAAAUUUUCGAAGGUAGACAAUUGGAUAUAUUAUCGGAAUUUAUAUUGAAGUUGUUUGUUGCUACACAACCACAAAAAAUUCAAGAUAAUAUUUUCUUCUCGAUUAUAGAAGCAAUUCUAACGUCAUUUUUUUACUUUCCGCCGCAUGUUAAAGCGAUUGCGUCACAUUACUUAAGAAAUAAUAUCGAUUCACUUGACAGCUGUGAACUUAAAGUUGCCAAUGCGUUAGCGGAAUUCAAUUGUCGACUUUUAGAAGAUGAAAAUCCUUGGGUACGACAAGAAGCCUUUGAAUCAUUCGAUCAUGUGGCCCAUAUGUGUCCGAACGAAGAUCUUGUUACUAAAAUGGCUGCUGCAGUUACGAAAAAAUCGUUAUUAAAAGAUUCUUUGCCGGCUUAUUUAUCUGGCACGAUUUAUUAUGAACUUCAAAAUUUCUCAAAUAUUGAAGAUUACUUGCAACAUAUAGGAAAACAUUUGCAAGACAUCUACCAUGUUUGUAAUAAUUACGAGGAUUCUCAAAGGGAUGAAAAACUUCCUAAGUUGGAAAGUCAUUCCAUCGAAAGUUUUGAUGAAAAUCCAUCUAUAAACGAUCUUGAUGAACACGUGAGCAGAAUAUGCGACGAAUUGAAUGAUAUUUUAAAAAAGAAUAAUGAUAUCAGUAAUCAUGUUUUACGAAGAUUGCAACUAGUUUGUAAGAAAAUUCUGGAUCUAACUGAAUCUAAAUAAAUAUAUUUUGUAAAUGAAAUAAGAUAAGAUCGCAUAUAUUAAAACGUAUAUAAAUGUAUUAGUACAUAUAUGUACUUAAAAGAG